Messenger RNA from Amaranthus tricolor (Joseph's coat), 3562 nucleotides. Its product is annotated as beta-galactosidase 8. The record is from RefSeq and is a predicted model, not a curated record. Bases 801 to 3341 code for a protein of 846 amino acids. The transcript is spliced from 19 exons. Gene Ontology annotation, biological process: carbohydrate metabolic process. Gene Ontology annotation, cellular component: cell wall; vacuole. Gene Ontology annotation, molecular function: beta-galactosidase activity; carbohydrate binding. Lineage: Eukaryota; Viridiplantae; Streptophyta; Magnoliopsida; Caryophyllales; Amaranthaceae.
UCCCCCAACUUCACUUCCAUUUCAAUAGUGUUUCAGUUCAAUUCCUGUGACUCAUCCGUCACUACACUCUAUACUACCCAUUAUUCACAUUAUUACGUCUCUCCUUUUAUUAUUUUUUCUUUUUAUUCUUUUUUAAUUUACAUUUUAGAUUUAAAAAUAAUAUUCCUUGUUUCUAUUUAUUCUUUUCACUUAAUUUUUUACAUAAAUCUCAAUACAAAUUUAAAAGUCAAAUAAUAUUAAUCGUGAGUUUUUAAAAAUUUUAAAAUAUUUACAAAAUAUAUAUUAAAGGAAUUCAUCAAACAUACCACAUAUGUUAUACAAACUCCUACUACUAUAAAACAUGAACAUCAACCCUACCAUCAAACCCACAUUUAAGAACAAGACACAAAAAUCUCCUAAACAAUUUUAUGCUACAAACUAUAUAUUCACAACUUCAUCUUUCUUUAUCUUUAAUGAUAUAUCAUUCAUAUCUGAUCUCCAUCAAUCUUAAGAUAAGUAAUGGAAGGUGGCGUGCUUUAGUUUCUUAGCUUAAGAAUUUGAGUAAUUUUUUUUCUUAAAUUUUGAUUCUUUUUUGUGGGUUUUUCUUUUACAAAGCGGCCAAGCAACAUUUUGCUUUCUCCAUUAGUUUUGCUAGAAGCUAGCUAAACUAAGCUUGGAGUAACAAUAUAAUAUAAUCAUCCAUUAUCCAUAAAGUUAAAAUCUUUCUUAUAAAUACAUUAAAAUGAAGUACUAAUAAUAAUGAAUAGUAAUAGAAUCAACAAAAAGUAAAUACCCUUUUGGAAAAGUGUUUGUGAAAAUUAAUGAUGAUGAUGGGUAUAAAAAUGGUGAUGUUUUCUAUGUUAAUGGUGGGUGUUUUGAUUACGACGUCGUUUGCUGCGUAUAAUGUGACGUAUGAUCAUCGAGCUCUUGUCAUUGAUGGAAAACGUAGAGUUCUUGUCUCGGGUUCUAUACAUUACCCUCGCAGCACUCCCGAGAUGUGGCCAGACCUUAUUCAAAAAUCAAAGGAUGGUGGAUUGGACAUAAUUGAGACUUAUGUUUUCUGGGAUUUGCAUGAACCAAUUAAAGGCCAGUAUGAUUUUUCUGGUAGAAAAGAUUUAGUCAAGUUUGUGAAAUUAGUGGGUGAAGCUGGGCUUUAUGUUCAUCUAAGGAUUGGUCCUUAUGUUUGUGCUGAAUGGAAUUAUGGUGGGUUUCCUGUUUGGUUGCAUUUCAUCCCUGGAAUCAAAUUUCGAACUGAUAAUGAACCAUUUAAGGAAGAGAUGCAACGAUUCACUGCGUAUAUCGUGGAUUUGAUGAAGCAAAACAACCUAUAUGCAUCACAAGGAGGACCCAUAAUCCUGUCCCAGAUUGAAAAUGAGUAUGGUAAUGUUGAUAAAGCGUAUGGGGAAGCCGGAAAAUCUUACAUUAAGUGGGCAGCAAACAUGGCUGUGUCUUUGGAUACUGGGGUACCAUGGGUUAUGUGCCAGCAGGCAGAUGCUCCUGGUCCCAUUAUCAACACGUGUAAUGGGUUUUACUGCGAUCAGUUCACACCGAACUCCAACCAAAAGCCAAAACUAUGGACUGAAAAUUGGAGCGGAUGGUUUUCUUCCUUUGGCGAUUCUAUACCUUACCGACCUGUUGAAGACUUGGCUUUUUCAGUGGCACGAUUUUACCAACGAGGGGGCACAAUGCAAAAUUAUUACAUGUACCAUGGAGGAACCAACUUCGAACGCACUUCUGGUGGACCAUUCAUCACCACAACUUAUGAUUAUGAUGCUCCGAUCGAUGAAUACGGUAUUAUCAGGCAGCCAAAAUGGGGCCACUUAAAAGAUGUACAUAAGGCGAUAAAGCUCUGUGAGGCAGCAAUGGUAGCAACUGAUCCCACAUACUCUUCUCUUGGUUCAAAUUUGGAGGCUGCAAUCUACAAAACAGAUUCUGCAUGUGCAGCAUUUUUGGCCAACGUGGACACAAAAUCUGAUGCGACUGUGAAAUUCAAUGGAAAUUCGUAUCAGUUGCCUGCAUGGUCUGUGAGCAUCUUGCCUGACUGCAAUAAUGUGGUUUUAAACACUGCAAGGAUAAAUUCUAUGGCAAUGCUUCCGAAAUACAUUCCUCAGUCUCUGAAAUACAACCUUGAUUCUGCAAGCGAUAUUCAGUCUAGUUGGAGCUGGUUUCAUGAACCAGUAGGCAUAUCGAAGACGCAGGCCUUUGUAAAGCCUGGUCUACUGGAGCAAAUAAAUACUACAGCUGACAAAAGUGACUACCUGUGGUAUUCAUCGAGCAUGCUUGUCAAAGGUGAUGAACCAUUUAUUCAGAAUGGAUCUCAAGCUGUUCUUCAUGUAGAAUCACUUGGGCAUGGACUUCAUACUUUCAUCAAUGGGAAGCUCACAGCAACCAACUUUGCUCCCAAAGGGAAUCAUAAGAUUUCAGUGGACAUUCCUGCAACAUUCAACAUGGGAAAGAACACAAUUGAUCUCUUAAGCUUGACUGUGGGACUCGCAAACUAUGGAGCGUUUUUUGAUUUAGCGGGUGCUGGUGUUACUGGUCCUCUAUUGCUGAGAAGCUCUAGUGGUGGCCUUACACUCGAUCUCUCUUCACAACAAUGGACAUAUCAGGUUGGAUUGAAAGGGGAGGACUUGGAUUUGUCCAGUGGAAGUUCUUCUCUUUGGGACUCAUCUGCCUUUCCCAAGAAUCUUCCCCUAACUUGGUAUAAGACAACUUUUGAUGCUCCUGAUGGUAAUGACCCACUUGCUCUGGACUUCACUGGGAUGGGGAAAGGCGAGGCAUGGGUGAAUGGUCAGAGUAUCGGACGCUAUUGGCCAUCCUUUAUCGCGCCAGGUACUGGUUGCACCGAUUAUUGUAAUUACCGAGGACCUUUCAAUGCAGAAAAAUGUCACAAGAACUGCGGAAAACCAACACAAACAUUGUACCACGUCCCUCGUUCAUGGAUAAAACCGAAUGGUAAUGUGCUUGUGAUAUUUGAAGAGAUAGGUGGAGAUCCGACAAAGAUAUCGUUCACCACCAAACAGGUUGGAAGCCUGUGCUCACAUGUAUCCGAGUCUCAUCCACCUCCUGUUGAUAUGUGGACUACGGAUCAAACAGGAACGAACGUAGGACCGACGCUUUCGUUGGAGUGCCCUUCACCGAAUCAAGUGAUUUCCUCAAUUAAUUUUGCAAGCUUUGGUACGCCUCAAGGGUCUUGUGGAACAUACUCGCACGGUAUAUGCAAGAGUUUACAUGCACUUCCGAUUGUUCAGAAGGAGUGUGUCGGAGCUCGUAGUUGCAAGAUCGGAGUAUCUAUCGACACGUUUGGGGAUCCGUGUAGGGGAGUGAAGAAAAGCUUAGCUGUAGAAGCUGUUUGUGGAUAGUAAUUGUAUGACACUUCCCUAUUUAUGAGGAUCAAAGCUAAAGCAUAAUCCUCUAGUAAUAACUUAUUGAAUAAAAAGCAUCUAUUGUAUAUUCCAUCAUAGAAAAUCUCAAUGGGAAAGUAAAGCAAGUAAUGAAACCAAAUAUUUUCAUGCUCAUAUUUUUUCAAAAUCUUUUGAACAGUUUAUAAUAAUUCAUAGGAAUCAAUGCUUACAAGCAUUCU